AUGUGGUCUCCAGAAACAGAGGAGAACUCUGAGUACAAGAACACAGAUGACAAACGGAGCGUGGCUGUGAUUCUGCGAGAGCUCUUUGCCAAACUGACACAGACUGAGACCAAGUGGGUGGUCCGCAUCAUCCUGCAGGACCUCCGCUUAGGCCGAGUGGAGGACUGGCUGGUCCUGAACGCGUACAACCCCUUCUUCAACUACAUCUACCGCAGCAACAAGAGUCUCACGUUUGCGUCGCAGAAGCUCUAUGACAUGCAGCAACGAGCGAAGGACUUGCACAACCCAAAGGUAUCGCUGGACUGGAGCCUCGUGUCGAGCAUGGGAUUAGUCACUCUGCACAUGCCCAUGGCACCAAUGGGUUGCGCUAAAGGUGCGAGUAUCUCGUCGGCGUUGUCUAGCAUGUAUUCGGCCAAGGCAUACGUGGAAACCAAGUACGACGGCGAGCGCAUCCAGAUACACGUAGGAGCACUCCCAACGCAGCAUCCCGCACCCACUCCUUCAAUAACAGCCAUGCACACACCCACAAACACAACAGCCACACACACCCCCGCACACAUGACAGCCACACACCCCCCCUCAGUCACAGCCACACACCCCCCUGCCAACGGAUUGCCUGUGGAGAUCUUCAGCAGAGGUGGCCGCAGAAGUACUCUGGAACGGUCACCGGUCAUCCCGGCGGUGCUAGAUGCGUUGCAGGCAUGGGAGGAGAAUAGGGGGUGUGACACAGCCGCCCUUGGUGUAGGCCAGGACCCACUGACAUCCGUAGUGCUAGACGGUGAACUUCUGACCUACAACAACUACGAGAAACGUAUUGAGGACUUUGGCUAUGUACAGGUGGCUGAUAUCUCAUACACGUGGGUUGGCCUGCACAACAGGCGUGUCAGUAUAAUCGUUUCUGGCAGCCUUGCGUCUAGUGCUGUAUCUGCGGGGAUUAAGUGUCCUAUGGAGACACACGCGGGGGGUUGUACACGUUAUAACGUUUAUCUGUCUAUCUGUGGAAUGCGUAGUGCGACAGUGCCGUUUGUGUCGAAAAUCGCGUGGGUCAUGAGAUCAAACCCGACAGCUGUGUUGCGCAAGCGCCAUCUGAUGGUCGUGCUGUUUGACGUUAUGUACUUGAAUGGCCAGAGAUAUGUGCCCGACGGCAAGAACCCGAACAGUUGGGUUAAGCUAAAACGCGAGUACAUUCCAGGUCUUGCAGAUACUGUGGAUCUGGUGAUCUUUGGCGGCACCUUCCAAUCCAAACACGAGACAAGGAACACGAGUAUGACGAGCAACGUGCAGGGUGUGUUCAAACGCUGGCACGUGGGCUGCAUUGCCGAUAAGUUUAAGACGGCGCCUGUGACCAUCUUCCCUCUCUUCACCUGUGACGCGGGCCUGUCAGUUUCGGUAGGUAGCAUCACAGCCUCCGGGUCGAAUCUAUAUGAUUUUACACCUCGGCCGGUAGAAUCACACACUCUGAGUCGCAUUCUAUUUUUAGAUAGGAAGAAUCACGCAUUCUGA
This is a messenger RNA of Sphaeroforma arctica JP610, 1503 nucleotides long. RefSeq lists its product as hypothetical. The record is from RefSeq and is a predicted model, not a curated record. Gene Ontology annotation, cellular component: DNA ligase IV complex. Gene Ontology annotation, molecular function: ATP binding; DNA binding; DNA ligase (ATP) activity. The transcript is spliced from 10 exons. Bases 1 to 1503 code for a protein of 500 amino acids. Lineage: Eukaryota; Ichthyosporea; Ichthyophonida. Gene Ontology annotation, biological process: nucleotide-excision repair, DNA gap filling; DNA recombination; double-strand break repair via nonhomologous end joining.